AUGGACUUUAACCUCACACCGCAACUGAACGGACUGCAAGGCUACCAGUACCCUGACCCAUUUUCUUAUAAUCCAGCAGGUCCAAUGCAACCAGACUCACCAAUCACCGCUUGGAGAAAUGAAUGUACAUCUGAUGAAAAUCCAAUCAUGUCCACCACGCUCCCUCAAACACAGGAAUCAAGCUUGCCAUCUUCAUUUUCAAAUAAUGCUAAUUUGUUCCCCGCACACGAUCUGUCAUUUACACAUGUAACUCCGUUACUUUCUCUUCACCAGCCUUUCCUGCCAGUCCCUUCACUCCAACCCUCUCUCCCACUCUCUUUACCCUGCCCUGCCCUGCCACUCUCAUCACCCUCUCUGCCGCUCUCGUUACCACAGCCUGCCCUGCCGCUCUCAUUAGCCCAGCCUGCCUUGCCACUCUCGUUACCCCCGCUCUCAUUACCCCAGCCUGCCUUGCUGCUCUUGUUACCCCAGCCCGCCCUGCCACUCUCGUUACCCCAGCCUGCCUUACCACUUGAAGCUGACCAGGAUGCAUUGGUGCCUAAUUUGGAGCCAUUGAUGUCCUCGGAACAGAUAGUUAGAACCAAGGCUAGGCGCUCGGGACGUCCUUCAGCUCGAGCAAAGGAAGUGAAUGAGAUGGGAAAUGUAGUGCCAAAGAAGAAGCGAAACUCUGAACAGCCCAGUGCUUUGGAGUUGAGGAAAAAAACUCGUAAGUGA
Messenger RNA from Suillus plorans, 714 nucleotides. RefSeq lists its product as uncharacterized. Lineage: Eukaryota; Fungi; Basidiomycota; Agaricomycetes; Boletales; Suillaceae. The record is from RefSeq and is a predicted model, not a curated record. Bases 1 to 714 code for a protein of 237 amino acids. The transcript has a single exon.